Molecule: messenger RNA, 2279 nt
Organism: Sapajus apella (tufted capuchin)
Lineage: Eukaryota; Metazoa; Chordata; Mammalia; Primates; Cebidae
Product: zinc-finger homeodomain protein 10-like
Exons: 1
Coding region: 107-367 (86 amino acids)
Source: RefSeq, a predicted model, not a curated record
GACGCGGGCGCCGGCGAGGGGUUGAGGGGCGCGGGGCGCGGCGGAACCACGCGCGGGAGGCGCCUCAGGAAACGCUGCUCGCGGCCCCGCUGGGGAUCAGUCCACCAUGUCUGCGUCGGAGCCGGCGAGCGAACCCUCCUCCCCCUCGCCGCCGCUGCCUCCGCCUCUUCCUCCUCCUCCGCCCAGUCCCCCUGUGGCCGCCGAGGGUCGCGGCGCCCAGGCUGCCGGAGCCGCCGCCGUCUGGGCUCGGAUCCGGGAAGCGGCGGCGCGGCCGCGGCGGCGGCGGGCCCCUCAUUUGCAUGCGAUUAGCAUGCGCCCGCCCGCCUCAUCUGCAUGCGCAUUCCUCCCGCCGCAUUCCUGCGCUUAACCCCGCCGCUGCCGGCGCCGCGGCUCCAGCCUGGGCGCACCGCCCGGGAGGGGCGGGGGAGGGGCCGCGGCUCCAGGUGGGAGGGAGGCGGCGAAGGAAUGUGCGGCGGGCUCCCUCCCCUUGACCCCAGAGAGCUCCCCGGGCCAAACGCCUAGAGGUUUUCGAGUUUCUGGACUGGGAAUAUUGCAAGAAGUCUCCACAACCUUCUCAACCUCUCGUCUUCUAAGGAAACCACGAAACUUUCGAGAGGAAAGCGGGUGGGGUGGGAGCUGUCCUCGGAAGGAAAAACCCCCAACAAGCGGGGAGGGCACAAAGGCUCCCCACGCCGCGCCCCGAGCCCCUCCUGCACCCCUGGGCGGACCGGGGAGGUGGGAAAGCGCCAAGCCGCGGGGGCGCGUCGGUGGGUCCGGGACGGCGGGGCCUCUGCAGGGCGCCUGGCCCUCGGUGACCUCGGCAGAGACCGCGGGCCGCGCGGCGGAAAGCGGAGAAACUCCCGCCCAGCCCUGGAGCCGCCCAGGAGCCACCCGCCGCCCCGCCGCGUCGGGGCGCUCCAGACGCGAGGCCCCGGAGGCUCCCGGUCCCUGGCCUCCCCUGCUGAGUUUGGGGCGGUUGGCCGUGGGCGCGCCCCGAGUCCGGUGCCUUCCGUCCAGCCGCCCGCCCCGAGAUGUCUCCCCCACCACAGCCCCGCCGUGGCCAACGAGUUGGAGCGGCCACUACGGAGAGACCCACGGCGGCGCCGGACGCCAGCCCUUCCUAGGCCCCUGCCCGGCCGAGGCGGCCCGGAACCUUCCCUGCUGCGCAGGCCUUUAUUUAUUCAGCAGCUACUACGUGCUGGCCGGCACUGCCGAGGGACCGGCCCCCGGCCCCAGGCGGGGCAAUGCCGGGAGCACCGCCGGCGGGGCCUGGACCCGGAGCUUCACUGUCCCCGGCCCCUCAGUCUGAGGCGGCGCCCCCCAGGCCCAGAUCUCCUCUUCAGCCGCUUUACACCGCCGCGCCCCAUCAUCUUCUUCUGGGCUACCGAGCAGUUCUUUUAAAAUGACAACACCGAGGAAGGCCCCGAAGCCCCGUCUUGCACCUCGUGGUGUGAGUCGUUUAAUCCUGCCCGCUAAAGCGUCAGGAGUUUCCCCCGUGUGCAGGACUCGGCGCUGGGCAGGGGCUCCCGCGGGGGUUGGACCGACCUCCGCCUCCCCUGCGGGUUCACAGGCCUGCGAGGGAGUCGCGUGGAGACUCGCGCUGUGCGGGGCUGGCCUGCGCUAGGGCAGCCGCUGCCCCGGGGUGAGGGCGGCUUUCGGCUCCCGAAGCCAUCCCGUCGGGGCGUCUGCGGCUAAUCUCUCAGGCGGAGAGGCUCAGACUUGGAACAGACUUCACGGAAGGGGUCCUACAAGGGGCAAGGGGGGUCGUGUUUGCCCUUAGAGCAGUCUGGGCGUGAAGUGGACACUUUAAACCACCAGAAACGCUGGAGAGCUUGGAGCGCCUGGGAAGGAGCCAUCGGAGCGGCCGGAGGUGGGGAAGGAAGGCACCCACGGCGACUUGGCUCGCCUUGACCGCCUUUAGGGCUGCGGCUUGCGCGGCCGGGCUUCUGGAAGCCAGGCUCCGCGCUUGGUGAAGAGAAGCCCCCACCUUCGGAUCUGGGUUCUGCCCCAGAGUCCAUUAAUCAGGAGGUGAUCACACAAGUCCAGCUUCUCUAGUUCCCGGUGGAAUGAGACGCCCUGGUGGGGCCUUAAGGUUGAGCGUUUGAAUACUGCAAAAAAAAAAAAAAAAAAAAAUAGGGCCUGUGUACAAUUAAUCUCUCACUAUGAGCGAAUGUACGUUGCUUUGGACUCUCUAAACUGGCCCAAAUGCAUGGCCAACACUUGCAUUGUGGUGUACUAACAACAUCAUUCAGCACUAAACCAAACCACCCUGAUUUAAA